Saccostrea cuccullata (small rock oyster) is the source of this 999-nucleotide messenger RNA. RefSeq lists its product as uncharacterized. Gene Ontology annotation, molecular function: nucleic acid binding. The record is from RefSeq and is a predicted model, not a curated record. Lineage: Eukaryota; Metazoa; Mollusca; Bivalvia; Ostreida; Ostreidae. The transcript has a single exon. Gene Ontology annotation, biological process: DNA integration. Bases 1 to 999 code for a protein of 332 amino acids.
AUGCGAGGGAAGCCAUUAUGUCAGAAAAUGGCUGAUCUUCCUAAAGUCCGCCUUACAAGGUCAGCACCCUUCACCUUUGUUGGUGUGGAUGUUUUUGGCCCGUGGAGUGUCAUCACGAGACGAACAAGAGGGGGCAGCGCAGACUCAAAACGUUGGGCGGUGUUGUUUACCUGUUUGUAUAGCAGAGCAGUCCACAUCGAGGUCAUUGAGGAGAUGACCUCGUCUUCUUUCAUCAACGCCUUAAGAAGGUUUGUUGCAGUUCGUGGUGCGGUCUCUGAAUUCAGGUCAGAUAGAGGGACAAACUUCGUGGGGGCUGCUGCUGAGCUGCAGAUGAAUGUAGUGAACGUGGAAGACCACAAUCUGAAGACAUUUCUUGCGGACAAGAGGAUUGUAUGGAGGUUUAAUCCUCCCCACGCAUCCCAUUUUGGAGGCACAUGGGAAAGGAUGAUAGGCAUUGCCCGUCGCAUCCUUGAGGCAAUGCUUAUGGAUACCAAACAUGGGAAGCUGACUCAUGAGGUUUUGACGACCUUUAUGGCAGAGGUCAUGGCUAUAAUGAAUUCAAGGCCACUGGUGCCUGUAUCUACAGAUGUUGAAGCACCAUUCGUUCUAUCGCCGCAGAUUCUACUGACACAGAAAACUCAUGAAGUACCAAGUGAAUUCCAGGAUCUCGAUGUCAAGGACAUGUACCGAAGUCAAUGGAAAAUGGUCCAGGUCAUGGCUAACACUUUUUGGAAGCGAUGGAAAGCCGAGUUCCUCUCCACUAUACAACCUCGUCAGAAAUGGCAAGAUUCAACAGACAAUCUUAAAGAUGGGGAUGUUGUUCUACUUCAUGACAAAGAAAGUGCGCGCGGUGACUGGCCAGUUGGUAUCAUAAACCGUGUAUUUCCAAGUGAGUCGGACGGUCUGGUACGCAAAAUCGAAGUACGUAUCAUCAAGGAAGGAAAGCCAUACCUCUUCAUCAGGCCCGCUACGGAAGUGAUUCCUUUGAUUACAGUGUAA